Messenger RNA from Physella acuta, 1080 nucleotides. Its product is annotated as cannabinoid receptor 1-like. Gene Ontology annotation, biological process: G protein-coupled receptor signaling pathway. Gene Ontology annotation, molecular function: G protein-coupled receptor activity. NCBI's taxonomy places the organism in Eukaryota, Metazoa, Mollusca, Gastropoda, Physidae. The record is from RefSeq and is a predicted model, not a curated record. Gene Ontology annotation, cellular component: membrane.
AUGGAGGGCGCCGACUAUUUGAACGUGACGGAGCGUAUGGAGGGCGCCGACUAUUUGAACGUGACGGAGCCUGAGGACGACCCGUUCCUGAUCAGCGCCGACCUGCUGCAGUGGUUUACACUCGUCAACUACGUGGCGCUGUCGGGCACCAUCAGCUUCAUCGGCGUCAUCUUCAACAUCAUCAACAUCAUCAUCUUCAUCAGACUCGGCUUUCACGAAACGACGAACAUUUCCUUCUUGAGCCUGACCUUAGCGGACAUGGGUGUGGUGCUGAUGUUGGUGGGCUACAGCAUCAUCUACAACCCCGCGAUGGUUGGCGCGGUGCCCACCCCCCAGAUCAUCGACUCUGUGGGUUACAUCCUGUUCGGGUGGCCGUACGCCUGUUUUAGCCGUAUAGCCGGCUGUAUGACGGCCUUUAUUACCGUAGAAAGGUUUCUGUGUGUAGCGAUGCCCCUCAGAAUAAAAACUCUGGUGACGCCACAGAAAACCAUUCUUAUAGCGGCAUCGUUUUUCGUCAUUCUGUUCGCCAGCGUCGUCCCAGCCUUCCUGGCCUCACGACUUGACCGGGUGUUUGACCCGAGCAUCAACCAAACCGUGGUGGGGCUGGUCUUCUGCCCGGACACGCCCACCCUGGAGAACGCCUCCCUGACGUUUAACGUGGCCGUGCAGCUGGCCGUCUUCAUCAUCGUCACCGUCUUCACCGUGGGCCUCAUCCGGACGUACGUGCGGAAGUCCGAGUGGAGGAACUCCAUCUCGUCCUCACAGGGCAGCAAGUCCAUCUCCAGCCGGGACAAGAAGCUGGUCAAGAUGGUCAUCUUCAUCUCGGUCAUCUUCAUCGCCUGCUCCAUCCCUGGCGUGGUGGCCACCUUCCUCAUGAUGUUCAUCAAAGACUACAACAUCCUGGGCCGCUACAGGAACAUCUACAUCGCCACCUUCUCCACGUUUUUCCCCAUUGGCGCCAUCAACUCGACCGUCAACAUCUUCAUCUUCCUGGACAUGAGCUCCAAGUACCGGCACAUCUUUCUCUCUAUGUUUGACCUCAGGUCAGUCGCCAGAUUCGACACGAAAUCUAAGACUUAA